Molecule: messenger RNA, 945 nt
Organism: Naegleria lovaniensis
Lineage: Eukaryota; Heterolobosea; Eutetramitea; Acrasida; Naegleriidae
Exons: 4
Coding region: 1-945 (314 amino acids)
Molecular function (GO): oxidoreductase activity
Source: RefSeq, a predicted model, not a curated record
AUGUCAGUUCAAACAAGCUCCUCAUCAUCACUGGUUCCGAAUGUUGAAUUGCAUAACGGAGUAAAGAUGCCAAUAAUUGGAUUGGGAACAUGGGAAGUAAAUCAAUCUCCACAAUGUGAGCAAUGUAUAUUUAAUGCCAUUGAAAUUGGCUAUAGACAUAUUGAUACCGCCUGUAUUUACCGUAAUGAGAAAUUAAUUGGACAAGUUUUAAAGCAAUGUAUUUUCGAAUCUCCUCAGAAACAACAUUCCGAAAAUACUCACCAUUCAAAAUUAAAUCGUGAGGAUUUAUUUAUUACAUCAAAAUUACCUCCUACGAGAGUUCAAAGUGAAGACAUCAUUCGAGAAACUUUUAUGACAUCGCUUGAAGAGUUGCAGUUAAGCUAUUUAGAUUGUUAUUUAAUUCAUUGGCCUGGGACGAGCAAAUUAAAAGUCACAAGUGAUCAAAAUAGACUUAAUAGAAUUGCUACUUGGCGUGUUUUAGAAAAACUCUAUCGGGAAGGUAAAACAAGAUCAAUUGGAGUGAGUAAUUUCACGUAUCAACACAUGAUUGAGCUUUUGGAAGACAUUCAAUCCCGAGAAGAUGGAAUUAUCCCUCAUGUCAACCAAAUUGAAUAUCAUCCUCUCUUAUACAAGACUCAUGCUCAACUCGAAGAUUUAUGCAAACAACAUUCCAUAAUAAUUCAAGCUUAUUCUCCACUUGCUCACGGUGAAUUAAUGCAAGGAAAAUAUGGACAAGUAACGUCGAGAGAAUGUCUUCAAUGGAUUUUGCAGAGGGGACAUGUCAUACUUCCACGCAGCAUCAAACGAAACCACUUGGAAGAGAAUUUCAAAGCUGUAACCGAUUGGGCCUCGAAUAUUAUUGAAGAUCAAAGCCGUUUGAAACGAUUGGAUCAGCUUGUGGAAAAUGAAGUCCGAAUUUGUUGGAAUCCAGAAACCAUCAAGUAA